UCAGCAAUGCGGGACAGUCGAGCAGGGGAUGUAUGUACAGCCGUGGGAGCAUUGUGGUCUGUUGUGUGUUCUGGCCUCUAUUGAUAUAACCAGGGAUCGUCAACACAGACAAACAGCUCAGUUGUACGCAGGUCGUAAGGGAUCGUUACGUGUGGGUCUCUCAGUCCUACCUGAGACCUAGAACAGGCUGGCCAGAGUGAGCAGCAGGACAAUGAUGUACCGUCACUUACGGGCAUGAGAGAAUUGUGAGGGCGGUUUUUCGUCGAGAGACGUCAACAUGAGGCCACCUUCUCUCAGGUCUGUGUUAGGACUUGUGGCCGGCGUCUUUCUCUUUCUUCAGGUUGGUCUGAUUAUGAGGAACGGUUGUGAUGUGGAUGUAUUUUCUCGUGUCAGAGGCUCGGCAAGUAACUGUUCGUCCCUGGACAGCUACUCAAAGGCUCAGUCUGACAACCUUGUCCAACGCAAAGAAGAAAAUGUGGACAAGACAAAGGAAGCCCGGCGAAUCAUGUCCCUGUCUCGGAUGGAAUUUAUUGAGCGAAGUGUGGACGAGAAGCUUGAUCAUGACAGAGCCCGGAUAUAUGGGAACCCGAGGAAAACGGAAAGUUACUUGACCAUUGGCAUUCCCAGCAUACGCCGUCAAAACGUGACGUAUUUGGAGGGUACAGUGGAAUCUCUCGCCCACCAGGCGUCCACGCAAGACAGGAAGGACAUUGUUGUCGUGGUUUUCUUGUCUGAUUUCGACGAAUCGUACAAGAUGGCGACGGCGAAAAAACUGAGAGAUAGGUUUUUAAAGGAGAUCGAGGAAGGAUUUUUGCACAUCAUCCAAGCACCAAGAUCAUUUUACCCAGAUUUGAAUAACCUAGAAAGGACGUUCAAUGAUCCAGAAAACCGGGUGAAGUGGCGUUCCAAGCAAAACUACGACUAUGCCUACUUAAUGAAGUAUUCUCAACCGCUAGCUCGAUAUUAUAUGCAACUGGAAGACGAUGUGGUGACAGUAACAAACUAUCUGUCACAUAUAAAACACUACAUAAAGGGCUUGAAAUCAAAGCAUUGGUCUUGCCUGGAAUUCUCCGACUUGGGAUUCAUCGGCAAGCUUUUCCCUUCAGAAGACAUUGGCAGAUUAGCCAAAUUUUUGAUUAUGUUUUUUGACCAACAACCCGUUGAUCUCCUUUUUCCGUAUUUUUAUAGACUUAUGACUCAGGGCAAGCCCAUUGUAAGUCGACCCUCACUGUUUCAACACAUGGGCGCCUUGUCCUCAUUUAACGGUAACAAAAACCCUUUGAAAGAUCGUUAUUUCAUGUCCGCAAAGAAGCAGCUGAAGGGCGAUAAUCCGUCAGCCCAGUUGUUUACCAGCAUAGAAGCCUUUGAAGAUUAUACAAUCGAGCGAGCCUAUAGUUUGGAAGACGCUUUAGGCUUCUUUUGGGGGAAAACCCCGAAAAUAAGGGACACAGUUCAUAUAGUAUUCCAAGAAUCACAAUCUAUAGACAAACUUGUCGUGGUAACUGGUAAUACAGAACAUCCAGGCGACAGACUGGGUGAUGGUGUGAUAGAAAUGGGAGAGACUGUUGAGAGGGUGGACGGUAAAGACCCAACGUGCAGGAACAUGCAAGAAGUGGGUAAAUUCCAAGAGGGCGUAGCCAAACUGAAAUCCCAAGUGCCUUUCAAAGUGAUGUGUGUACGAAUAACCGUUGGGCAAGAUCAAAAGACGUGGCUGAUCAUCAGCGAGAUCGCAGUAUUUUUGCGUAAAUAGAUCAUUUGGUCUGGAUUACGCCGUUCUAUGGACAAAAUAAAAUUUGUCGUCUUCUACACGUGCUUUAAUUAAUCAGGGUUAAUUCCGGCCAUUCCAGUGAUUGUGUGACUACUGUUUCCUGUGUGAUAUGAAACUAGGCGAUAUCUAUAUUUUAUUUUUCUUGAGCACAUUGACGGAACAGUGAAUCUGUAUGACUUCAACUGCACGCUUGACUGUAAAGUAUUAUGAAAUUAGUUUACAAGGUGUCUUAGCUGUUGUGUAAAUGCGUCAUGUGGUCAAGUCUAUUGUAAUUUUAUGACCUCAUUCAGCAAAAUUGCCCCAAUAUGGCUGGACUAUUGUGUCUUUUAGGCCGAAGCCGGGCCUCCGUGCCUAGUACGAGUUAAAACUCCAAUCAAAUAAAUAAUUAAAUAAAUCUUAGGCCGAAGAAAAUUGGCCCUUGACCGCAUGAGGUCGUAUUCAGCUCUCGCUGGUGAAGCGCGGCUUUAAGUGACAAAGUUUGUCAGGCAGCUGCAAACGAUCACUUUCAGUCUCCGAUAGACCAGACUGCAGUCGUUGUAGUAAAAUAUUCAUCAGAACGGUGUUAAAAAUAACAUUUUCAUGACUACAAAUGUAAAUGCAUUUAGACGUCAUCUUCACUUAAAUCUAAAAAUACAUGUACAAUCAAAACAAUUCCUUCGAGAUAAAACAUAUCAUAUCGCUUUUCGUAAAAUAUCAGUGAUAAUAUAUUUAAAAAAAGCAAGGUUAAGAUAAAACAUAUGAUACCGCUUUUCGUAAAAUAUCAUUGAUAAUUUAUUUUUAAAAAGCAAGGUGAACAUAAAACAGCCGGCAACCUGCGGAUGGUCGUGGGUUUCCACCGGGCUCUGCCCGGUUUUCACCCAUCAUAAUACUGGCCGCCGUCAUAUAAGUGAAAUAUUCUUGAGUACGGCGUAAAACACCAAUCAAGUAAAUAAAAUACAUCAAGAUAAAACAUAUAUCGCAUUUCAUUAAAUCUCUGAUAAUAUAUUUAAAAAAGGCAAGGUCGUUUAUACAAACUUAUGUUGUAAAACGUGUUGUCUACACGUUCUUUUGUUCCGGUAUUAGAUUAAUGAUGAUAGGCUGAGGGGUUCUAAUUAAGUGUCAUCACGUCUGCAUAUACGAGUAGAACUCGACUUGUGUAUAUAUAUGGCAUAUAAACGAGUAUGGCAUGUAAGGCCAGCUAUAUGCUUGACUGCAUCUCGACAUUCAUGUAACUCUGUUUAUACGCACAGGAUUUUGUUGUUUUGGGUUUUUUUUUACCAUUAAAAGAACGUUAAAAAUACAAAACAAUGUUGGAGUAAAAAUUAACAAUUCGCUAAUGCAUUAUUUGAUAUUCUGUUUGUCCUCAGUGGCCUAGUUUUUAGUUUAUUUAUUUAUUUGAUUUGUGUUUUACGCCGUACUCAAGAAUAUUUCACUUAUACGACGGCGGUCAGCAUUAUGGUGGGUGGAAACCGGGCAGAGCCCGGGGGAAACCCACGACCAUCCGCAGGUUGCUGGCAGACCUUCCCACUUACGGCCGGAGAGGAAGCCAGCAUAAGCUGGACUUGAACUCACAGCGACCGCAUUGGUGAGAGGCUCCUGGGUCAUUACGCUGUGCUAGC
Molecule: messenger RNA, 3366 nt
Organism: Liolophura sinensis
Lineage: Eukaryota; Metazoa; Mollusca; Polyplacophora; Chitonida; Chitonidae
Product: alpha-1,6-mannosyl-glycoprotein 4-beta-N-acetylglucosaminyltransferase-like
Exons: 5
Coding region: 278-1750 (490 amino acids)
Biological process (GO): protein N-linked glycosylation
Molecular function (GO): acetylglucosaminyltransferase activity
Source: RefSeq, a predicted model, not a curated record